GGGUCUACUCAGAGAUUGAUGAAAGUGUAUUGUAGUUUAGAUGCUCACAGUUAUUUCCUCAGUGGCGAGAUUGGGAAUAUUGGAUCGCUCCUGUUAUAAUCAAUGAAGCCGUGCAAUAAAGCUGUCUGUGUGACCUGCGGACAAGCUCAACACUUCGGUAGCAGCUUUAUCCAUGGCAUUCUUGCAGAGAACUGGAGACUACUGCCACGCUCAACAUCCAAGAGUUUAAACCAGGGGAGAAUGCUUGACACACUACCCACUGACCUGCACUGAUCUCUGGAUGCACUGAGAAGCUGUUCCCUCUGCUGCCUGUGGUUCCACCACCCAAAAUUCCUCACAAAUCUAAUGGGGUGAUCUUGCCUCUCUGGCUAGAGUAAGCCAUUAAAGAGAGGAUACAAGACUUUGGGACUUUGAACAUUAAGGAGUCAUACAGUGUUUUAUUCACAUAGAAAUAUCUGAGACUGAACACGACAGUGAAGAAGAUCCAUUGGGUGAUUUUGGUUGUAAACAGUUUCUUUCAAAGUUUGGACACUGAGUUGGAGGUGGCACAAUGGCUCGAAUGAACCGGCCGGCUCCAGUGGAGGUGUGCUACAAGAACAUGCGAUUCUUGAUAACACACAACCCUACAAACUCCACUCUGAACAGCUUCAUAGAGGAUCUUAAGAAGUAUGGUGCCACAACGGUGGUCAGAGUGUGUGAGGUAACCUACGACAAAACCCCACUGGAGAAAGAUGGAAUCACAGUCGUGGACUGGCCGUUUGAUGAUGGCGCUCCCCCUCCCUCUAAAGUUGUAGAGGACUGGCUCAGUCUACUGAAGAGACGCUUCAUGGAAGAGCCCGGCUGCUGCGUGGCUGUGCACUGUGUGGCCGGUCUUGGAAGAGCUCCAGUACUUGUGGCCGUGGCACUGAUUGAGAGUGGGAUGAAGUAUGAAGAUGCCAUCCAGUUCAUCAGACAGAAGCGCAGGGGUGCGAUAAACAGCAAGCAGCUUACCUACCUAGAGAAAUAUCGUCCCAAACAGAGACUGCGCUACAAGCACCCGCACAUUUUCAAGAACAAGUGCUGCAUCAUGUGACUGCAUCCUCACCCUAAUCGAGCUGAACCGAAUGGACUGGGCCACCACUGAUGCACUUUGCUGAUUUGCUAUUCAAAUACAAACUGAUUCGGUCUGGUUGAAGUUGAAAACCCCACUGGUGCCUAAAUCCUCACUCUGUGGAGUGGAUACUGCCAUGACCUUUUUAAGAUGCACCACUUCGGUGGUCACUAAAAGGCUGUGUAUCUCCAAGAUCAAUGAGAUAGGCCAAAAGCAGCCUAUGGCCUUUGACCCUGCAUCUGGACUGACAUGACACCCUAAUCAUGCCUCAAAUGAUUGUGAUUUGUCUGAAGGAGCCAGCUGGUGUAAAACAAUGUGAAUCGUGGAAAAUGUGUGCUUUCUCGCUCUCUUGUUUUUGUUUCUACCACUAUUCCUGCUCUCCCCUGCCAGGAGUCAGAGUUUUAGAUGACUACAGUCCUUAAUACUUUCAGUUUUAAGCACAAAUCUUUCCACUUCUGACCUUUUUCUUUGAUACUUUGAUGCUGUUGAGCAAACAAUGGUAGAAGUGGAUUGAUGAAGGGCUCAUGUGAACAAUAUUUCUAUUUCAUAAUAGAAAUAGAAAAUGCUGUUUCCAAUAGAGUUGAGUACCAGACACUAAAUGGUUUCUGAAAGCUAGAUGAAGGCCUGUGUCUAUGAAGGCUCAAAAAUGCUUCUUAUGAAUGUUUUUGUGCUAAACUUGUUCUUUCCAUAUCAAACUUCUGGUUUAUUGGAGUAAUUUUAAUGUGAUAGGACAAUUGCAGGCCUGAAUUGAAGGGAUUGUUAAAAAUUUAGUUUCAAGCCUUUAUGACUUAAGUACUUCUAUGGAACACAAAGAGAGAAACUUUGAUGAAUGUUCAAGGUUCUGUUUUCCAUACAAUGAAAGUGGAAGGGACCCAGGAGCUGUCAAGCUUCAAAAAGGAGAAAAAAACACCAUAAAUGUAGUCCAUGCGACUCUUGCACUUUAUUCUAGGUCUUCUGAAGCCAUAUGAUAGCUUUGUGUGAGGAACCAACUGAAAUGUAAGUUAUUAUUUACUGAAAAUCUUGCUUCACAGAUAUUGUCACCAUUCACUUUCAUUGUUUGGACAAGAAUCACAUGGACAUUCUUCCAUAUAUAACUCCUUUUUUUGUUCCACAGAAGACGGAAAGUCCACCAGUUGCAUAAUACAAAUAAAGGCUAUUGCAAUGAUGAA
Myxocyprinus asiaticus (Chinese sucker) is the source of this 2259-nucleotide messenger RNA. RefSeq names its product protein tyrosine phosphatase 4A3a (gene ptp4a3a). Lineage: Eukaryota; Metazoa; Chordata; Actinopteri; Cypriniformes; Catostomidae. Bases 551 to 1072 code for a protein of 173 amino acids. Gene Ontology annotation, biological process: protein dephosphorylation. Gene Ontology annotation, molecular function: protein tyrosine phosphatase activity. Gene Ontology annotation, cellular component: nucleus. The transcript is spliced from 6 exons. The record is from RefSeq and is a predicted model, not a curated record.